AUGAGUUCCAGUUCCUCAACUGUGAACCAAGAGUCCAUAGCAGCGGACCAACCUUUGGACGCUGACUUGGAGAUGACCAAGUCUUCUCGCGACAAGAUGUCAUGGCACAUGGCACCCGAGGUGCAAAUGAUACAAGAGCGAGACGAACAAGCCGGCGAGAAGCCCAAAAAGCUCGGCGUGAGUUGGACCAACCUCACAGUCAAGGGUGUCAGCGCCGACGCGACCUUCAACGAAAACGUACUUUCUCAACUUUACCCCUUCCACAAAACCGACAAAACCGAACCGAUCAAGACAAUUUUAGAGAACUCAAACGGAUGCGUCAAGCCUGGAGAGAUGUUGCUUGUUCUGGGUCGUCCAGGAUCAGGCUGCACAACAUUGCUCAGCGUGCUCGCCAACAACCGCCGCGGCUACAAAGAAGUCACAGGAGAUGUCCAUUACGGCAAUAUGAGUGCCGACGAAGCCAAGCAGUACCGUGGCCAGAUCAUUAUGAACACCGAGGACGAGAUUUUCUUUCCUACCCUUUCCGUCGAAGCCACUAUCGAUUUCGCUGCCCGCAUGAAGGUCCCUUUCCACCUGCCCUCUGGGGUCAAGACACAUGAAGACUACGCCCAGUUUUACAAAGACUUCCUCUUGCGAUCAGUUGGCAUCUCCCAUACCGCCCAUACAAAGGUUGGAGACGCCUUCGUUCGAGGUGUUUCCGGAGGAGAAAGGAAACGAGUCUCUAUUCUCGAAGUUCUAGCCACUCGCGGAAGUGUAUUCUGCUGGGAUAACUCGACCAGAGGCCUUGACGCCAGUACCGCUCUUGAGUGGAUAAAGGCCAUCAGGGUCAUGACCGACAUUCUCGGUCUUACCACUAUUGUUACACUGUAUCAGGCGGGCAAUGGCAUCUACGAGCACUUCGACAAGGUUCUCGUUCUUGAUGAGGGCAAGCAAAUCUUCUACGGACCUCAACGGGAUGCUGUACCUUUCAUGGAAGACCUUGGCUUUCUACGAGACGGUGGCUCUAACCGAGGAGAUUUCUUAACUGGCAUAACGGUUCCUCAGGAGCGAGUUAUUGCCCCUGGCUACGAGGAGACCUUUCCUCGCACUGCUGAUGCGGUUCGAGACGCCUACCAGAAUUCUGUCAUCUAUCCCAAGAUGCUAGAAGAGGCUCGAGCCUAUCCCAAAACACCGGAAGCCGCAGACAACACGGCUAUUUUCAAAGAGAUGGUCGCUCGCGAGAAGCACAAAGGUGUAUCUGCAAAGUCGCCCGUUACCGCCGACUUCUACACCCAGGUCAAGACAGCCACUAUCAGACAGUACCAGAUUAUGUGGGGAGACAAGGCGACCCUGUUCAUGAAGCAGGGUGCAACAGUCAUCCAGGCUCUCCUUGGAGGUUCCCUCUUCUACUCUGCCCCCAACAAUUCCGCUGGCCUCUUCCUCAAAGGCGGUGCCCUGUUUUUCUCUAUCCUGUACAACGCACUCAUCGCCCUUUCUGAAGUCACCGACUCGUUCACUGGCAGACCCAUCUUGGCCAAGCACCGUUCUUUUGCUCUCUACAACCCAGCAGCUGUGGUAAUCGCCCAGGUCGUAGCAGAUCUUCCCAUCAUGCUGUUCCAAGUCUCGCAUUUCGGCCUUAUUCUCUACUUCAUGGUCGGUCUCAAGAUGACUGCUGGCGCAUUCUUCACUUAUCUGGUGAUCAACUAUACAGCUGCCUUAUCCAUGACGUCUUUCUUCCGUUUUAUCGGCGCAGCAUUCCCUACCUUUGACGCUGCGACAAAGGUCUCUGGUCUUUCCACUGUAGCCUUGUUUGUCUACAUGGGAUAUAUGAUAGUCAAGCCAGAGAUGCACCCAUGGCUUUCUUGGAUUUUCUGGAUCAACCCCAUGGCUUACGCAUUCGACGCUCUUCUGUCAAAUGAAUUCCAUGGCCAGAAUAUUCCCUGUGUUGGCCCCUAUCUUAUCCCCAACGGCCCUGGCUAUACUGAAGGACAGGGUGGACAGGCAUGUGCUGGUGUUGGCGGUGCUCCCCCAGGAGCCACGAGCGUUACAGGCGAGCAGUAUCUCGAAUACAUGUCUUUUGGCCACAGUCAUAUCUGGCGUAACUUUGGCAUCGUCUGCGCUUUUUGGGUGCUGUUCAUUGGUCUCACUAUCUUCUUUACCAAUGGAUGGAAGCAAGUCGGAGAAGGUGGCCGUAGCCUCCUCAUUCCACGAGAACAACAACACAAGUCCAAGCACCUGUUCCAGCCCGCAGCAGACGAGGAGUCGCCGGCUUCUGAAAAGACCACAGCCAAAUCUGGUUCUGACUCGGAGACGAAUCCCGAUACUGAACUCAUUCGCAACCGAAGUAUCUUUACCUGGAGAAACCUGACAUAUACCGUCAAAACGCCCGAUGGUGACCGCAUUCUUCUCGAUAACGUACAGGGAUACGUCAGGCCCGGCAUGCUCGGUGCCCUAAUGGGUGCAUCAGGCGCUGGUAAGACAACGCUUCUUGAUGUUCUCGCACAACGGAAAACCGAAGGAACUAUCCAUGGAUCCGUUUUAGUAGACGGUCACCCUAUUCCUGUCUCGUUCCAACGAUCUGCUGGCUAUGUUGAGCAGCUCGAUGUUCAUGAGCCCCUGGCAACUGUUCGUGAGGCUCUCGAAUUCUCGGCCCUCUUACGCCAGCCUCGGGAUGUACCCACCGAAGAGAAGUUGCGAUACGUCGAUACUAUUGUGGACCUUCUGGAGCUGAACGAUCUGGAACACACCCUUGUUGGUCGUCCAGGUAACGGCCUCUCUAUUGAACAGCGGAAGCGCCUCACCAUCGGUGUAGAAUUAGUUGCGAAGCCAAGCAUUCUUAUCUUUCUUGACGAACCUACAUCCGGACUCGAUGGCCAGGCUGCUUGUAAUACUAUUCGCUUCCUCCGAAAGCUUACAGCAGCUGGACAGGCUAUUUUGGUCACCAUUCACCAGCCGUCGGCACAACUCUUUGCCCAGUUUGAUACCCUUCUGCUACUUGCCAAGGGUGGAAAGACUGUAUACUUUGGUGAUAUCGGUGAUAAUGCGAAUACCAUCAAGUCAUACUUUGGUCGUCUUGGAGCCCCAUGCCCGCCUGAAGCCAAUCCUGCUGAACACAUAAUCGAUGUGGUGUCGGGCAACGGUGGGCCGUCUCAUCAGCAAGACUGGAACAAGAUUUGGCUUGAAUCAUCCGAACACGCAAACCUCGGCAAGGAACUGGAUCACAUGAUGGAUGAUGCCCUCUCUAGACCUUCAGGGGCCGAUGAUGAUGGAAACGAGUUCGCCGCUUCAAUGUGGACGCAGACGAAGCUAGUCUCCCAUCGCAUGAAUAUCUCACUCUUCCGCAACACCGAAUAUGUGUACAACAAAAUAGCCAUGCACAUCAGCUUAGCGCUACUCAAUGGCUUCACCUUUUGGAUGAUCGGCGAUAGUCUUACAGAUCUUCAGCAGAACCUCUUUACUGUGUUCAACUUUAUUUUCAUCGCUCCAGGAAUUAUCUCGCAGCUUCAACCUCUCUUCAUCGAUCGUCGCGAUAUCUACGAGGCGAGGGAAAAGAAGAGUAAGAUGUAUCACUGGGCUCCGUUCGUUACUGGUUUGAUCGUCUCGGAAUUUCCAUACUUGAUUGUGUGCGCAUUGCUCUAUUAUGUCUGUUGGUACUUCACAGCAGGCCUUCCUACCGGCCCUAACCAAGCAGGCAGUGUGUUCUUCAUUGUGGUCAUGUAUGAGUUCCUGUACACUGGGAUCGGACAGAUGAUCGCCGCAUACACUCCCAACGCUGUUUUCGCAUCUCUUGUAAACCCCUUGGUCAUUACUACUCUGGUCUCAUUCUGUGGUGUUAUGGUGCCUUACAGCCAGAUCGAACCGUUUUGGAAAUACUGGAUGUACUACAUCGACCCUUUCAACUACCUCAUGAGUGCCCUGCUUGUCUUUACUACUUGGGAUAAGCCUGUUCAUUGUAAGGAUAAUGAACUUGCCGUAUUCGACCCGCCUUCCAACCAGACAUGCGGCGAGUAUCUCUCCGUUUACCAGCAAGGCAUGGGAGUCGCCACAAGCCUCCUCAACCCAGAUGACACCUCAUCUUGCCGCGUAUGCCAGUACACUACGGGAGGAGAUUACCUCCAGACACUGAACCUCAAAGAAGAAUGGUAUGGAUGGAGGAACGCCGGUAUCGUUGUUGUCUUUGUGUUUGGCUUGUACGGACUCGUCUUCUUCAUGAUGAAGCUCAGGACUAAGGCUACCAAGAAGGCUGAGUCUUGA
Fusarium sp. VM40 is the source of this 4233-nucleotide messenger RNA. The record is from the annotation of a GenBank genome assembly. NCBI's taxonomy places the organism in Eukaryota, Fungi, Ascomycota, Sordariomycetes, Hypocreales, Nectriaceae.